AUGCCCUCCAGCAACUCACCAUACUUUCUUAUUCCUGAUGUUGAAUGUGUGUACAGAAUUCAGCCUGAUAGCCUUAUACUCAACUUUGGCAGCCUGUGGAUUGAAGUGUUGGUUCCAGGGAUUGAUGCUGCACUGGGUGACUGCAUGUUUGUGCUGCUGGCUCUUGCUGACGUUGACAUUGGAUUUACACUGUGCAAUGACAAGGCCGGUCUCACAGCUUUGUGUGGAUUGACGUUCAGAAUUGUCCAGCGUUUGACCUACUGUGGUAGGCUGUCCUAUAAUACAGCCUCUAACAAAACUAGGCUGUCCCGAAUCCCUGGUAAUAGAAUCAUUUACCUUUAUACCAAGAAGGUUGGGAAAGCACCAAAAUCUGCAUGUGGCGUGUGCCCAGGCCGACUUCGAGGAGUUCGUGCUGUGAGACCUAAAGUCCUUAUGAGGUUGUCCAAAACGAAAAAACACGCCAGCAGGGCCUGUGGUGGUUCCAUGUGUGCUAAGUGUGUUCGUGACAGGAUCAAGCGUGCUUUCCUUAUUGAGGAGCAGAAAAUUGUUGUGAAAGUGUUGAAGGCCCAAGCACAGAGUCAGAAAGCUAAAUAAAAAAAUGAAGCUUUUUUGAGUAAUAAAACAA
Messenger RNA from Neomonachus schauinslandi (Hawaiian monk seal), 625 nucleotides. RefSeq names its product 60S ribosomal protein L34-like. Gene Ontology annotation, biological process: translation. The coding region runs from base 1 to 594 and encodes 197 amino acids. Gene Ontology annotation, cellular component: ribosome. The record is from RefSeq and is a predicted model, not a curated record. Gene Ontology annotation, molecular function: structural constituent of ribosome. The transcript is spliced from 4 exons. Lineage: Eukaryota; Metazoa; Chordata; Mammalia; Carnivora; Phocidae.